This is a messenger RNA of Plenodomus lingam JN3, 1524 nucleotides long. RefSeq lists its product as uncharacterized. The record is from RefSeq and is a predicted model, not a curated record. NCBI's taxonomy places the organism in Eukaryota, Fungi, Ascomycota, Dothideomycetes, Pleosporales, Leptosphaeriaceae. Gene Ontology annotation, biological process: double-strand break repair via homologous recombination. Gene Ontology annotation, molecular function: protein serine/threonine phosphatase activity. Gene Ontology annotation, cellular component: nucleus; cytoplasm.
AUGCCAAUUGGGAAGUCUCGAACAGUGUACGGGCUCCCAUUGCCCAACAGACGGCUCCGUGUUGCCUUGUCCGCCCACCGGUCGACAUCGCAACCCGCCGUCAUGAGCAUUGGCGGUAGCGACCUCGACAAGGCGAUCCAGCAGCUGCGCGCAUGUCGGCCCAUCCCCGAGAACCAGGUCCGCGAGCUGUGUUACAAGGCACGAGAGCUGCUGAUAGAGGAGGGCAACGUGGUGGGUGUAGAUGCCCCCGUGACGAUAUGCGGGGAUAUCCAUGGCCAGUUUCAUGAUCUCAUGGAACUAUUUCGGGUCGGGGGAGACGUUCCAGACACAAACUAUCUGUUCAUGGGCGACUUUGUUGACCGUGGCUUCUACUCGCUCGAGUCCUUUCUCCUCCUCCUCUGCCUCAAAGUCCGAUACCCAGACCGCAUAACGCUCAUCAGAGGCAAUCACGAGUCACGGCAGAUUACGACAGUCUAUGGAUUCUACGACGAAUGUUUGCGGAAAUAUGGCAGCGCCAAUGUCUGGAGACACUGCUGCGACGUCUUCGACUACCUCGCCCUCGGUGCACUCGUCCAAGGCGCCGCCACUUCUCUCCAGCCCACCGAUGGCCCCAUUGCCGAAUCUAGCAAUCUCGAAAGCAUGCCCGACAGCGACCAAGACAUUGAAAUCGAAACGCUCAACGCAAAUGGCGAAAUCAUGUACCGCUACGCCCGAAAUUCAGACUCGCAGUCCAGCGCCGCCUCCCAAGUAAGCGCAAACAUGGGCUCGUCGUCUCCCGUCGCGCCCACUCCUUCCCACGUCGGCCCCGCCGGCACAGCCGCCACCUCAUCCUCCAACGGCUCCAGCCGCAACGACACAGGCGCCAUUCUCUGCGUCCACGGCGGCCUCUCGCCGCUCGUCGACAGCGUCGACAAGAUUCGCCUGCUCGACCGCAAACAAGAAGUCCCCCACGAAGGCGCCAUGUGCGACCUCCUCUGGUCCGACCCCGACGAAAUCGACGGCUGGGGCCUGUCCCCGCGCGGCGCAGGCUUCCUCUUUGGCGCCGACAUUGUCAAGACGUUCAACCACAGAAACGACCUCAGUCUCAUUGCGCGCGCCCACCAGCUGGUCAUGGAGGGCUUCAAGGAAAUGUUCGACUCGACCAUUGUCACUGUGUGGUCGGCACCCAACUACUGCUACCGCUGCGGCAAUGUAGCCGCCAUCCUUGAACUCGGCGAGGAUGGUUCCAACGCGGGCUUCCAGCGCAGAAGUAAUGGCGAUCGAGGCGGCGGUGGUGGCGGCUGGAUCUUGGGUUCCAAUGCCGGCCCACCGAAUGGUGGUGGUGGUGCCGGUGGCGGCGGCGGCGGCGGCAGCGACAGGAGGCUGAGUUCUCUGGUCGGCGCUACGUCUGGCUAUGGCGGCGAAGGGGGGUUUCAACAGAGGAAUCGCGAUGGGCCGGGGCGGAGGUACAGGGUGUUUGAGGCGGCGCCGCAGGAUUCUAGAGGCAUGCCGGCUAAGAAGCCUGUGGCGGAUUAUUUCUUGUAA